CUCAUACUUGCACAAAUACGCGUACGUACGGUCGUACCCCACCAACCGAACCGACGCUCUAUUAUUGAAGAAGGCACUUUUUAUUUUCUUCAUCAUCAAUUUUCAGCUCAUUACUCUGCACCUUCCUUUUUUGUAUAUACAUACUUAACCCAUAUUGCGUUUCCUUUAUCUUUGUUAGAUGUAUUAAUUAAUUGAUAGUAGUCAGUUGUAAGAAUUACUGCCAAUUCUUUGUAAUUUUCUUUCAGUUUCAGUUUUGACAAAAAAAUAUGGAUGAAUUUGGCGUUUUGGUUGAGAGAUAUGGCGUUAAAGUUCAAGGCGGCAAGUCAACACCGAUGGCCAAUUUGAAGGCUAAUAAGACCAAUUCCACCAAUGGCUUUCCCUCAAACCUUGGGUUUAAUUCCGGUCAAAACUCGGGUUACAGCUCCGAUCCAUUUGCCAAUGAUCUCGAUGGAAUUUUCCGGUCCAAGAGUUCACAGAAUUACGACAAUAAUGAUAUUUUCGGUGGCGUUUUUGCAAAUUCAAAGCAGCAGAAUAAUGUUGAUAUUGAAUCAGUUUUAGGUGGUUCUAAUAGUAAUAAUAACAAUAACUAUGGCGGUAAUAAUUCGUAUGAUGAUUUUGAUUUGUUUGGUACGGCACCAAAGAAAAGUGACUCAAUUGAUGAUUUAUUUGGGAACUUGGGAUUGAAAUCGGAUGGUCCGAAGAAAGAUCACGCUGGAAAGAGGUCAGAAAGCGAUGAUUUGAUUCCUGGAUUUGGUGAUUUUAGCUCACCUAGUUAUGGCAAAAAGCUAGAGACGAAAGGUUCUCAGCAGUCAAAUUCUUCUAAAUCAAGCUCCUCUUCGCCAGAUGAUCCAUUUUUAGUUUUUAAAUCAUCCACCAGGGAGGCAAAUGCUUCUUCUUGGCCAUUUUCAGAAUCAUCAGAACAUCAUCCUGGAAUUAGCACUGUAACUUCUUCAAUUGACGAACUUGAAGAUUUUGCGAAUUUUAAGGUUAGGAGUAAUGUAACUGAACAAUCACAUGAUACUAAAAAGGACGCCUAUGUAAAGAAGCCUGUGGAAAGAGCACAAGAGAAGUCCAAAAGUGUGAGAGUGACGAUCAACAAACCGAGCAAGACAACAACACCAAAAUCUGCAGCUAAGGGCCAUGUGUCUGCAGAUUUCCAUGAGAAAGGAAAGCCUGAAGAAAAGAAAUCAUCUUCCAUAAGGAAGAAUGUGUCGCCUGUGAAAAACUUUGUUGAUGAUUUAAUGUUUUUUGGAGACUCUGCUCCUUCCUCUGAGGUGUUUCAGGAAGUUGAAGGAGAAAGUAAAGAAAGACGAAGAGCUAGAUUGAAGCAUCAUAUGAAGACCCAAGAGCGCAUGGUAAAAUUUCUACUUAAGAAUCUUUUGACUGUCCCUUCAGUUGAGUAUUGUGCUAUCUUAUCCCCAUUACCCACAAUAUUUUCUUAUUGUUGGAUGAGUAUUGUGCUAACAUAUCCUCAAAACAUGACUAUAUUGGGAAGAGGAAGAUCUGUAUACGAGUUGGUCAAAGAAUCGCUAAACCUUGCUGGAGAAAGAGGAGUGAUGGAGAUGAAUGGAAGUAUAAGAAAAGAAAUGUUUUCUGUGGAGGCUACAGAUCAGAACAUCAAGAAUUGGGGAAUUGAACACAGCCGUAUCUUAGCACCCCUUAUUUCCUUUGAUUUUGGAACAAACUGCUUGUUGCAGAGGCUUGCUGAGAUGCUGGACUAUGAUAUAAAACGUUGGGCUACUGGGAAAGAAGGCAACCUCCGCGCGUUGCUGUCAUCACUGCAACAUGUAUUGUGGCCUGAAUGCGGUUGGCAGCCAGUUUCUUUGACCGAUUUGAUCACUUCCACAUCUGUCAAAAAAGUUUAUCACAGGGCAACCUUAUGUGUCCACCCAGACAAAGUUCAACAAAAAGGGGCCACAGUUCCGCAAAAGUAUAUUGCUGAGAAGGUUUUUGAUCUUCUGAAGGAAGCGUGGAAUAAAUUCAAUACAGAGGAGCUAAGAUGAGUUUGAGCUAUUAUAAGGUUCCCUUUUGUUGAGAAAGCAGAUGAUGGCCUGCCUUUGCUUGGAAGUGAAGCGACGAUGUACGAGGCUCAAAUAGCUGUGCAAGUUGGCUCGACUUUAUUCUUUGGUGGACCGACAUGAUACUGAUAUACUGAGUUGCUUCACAGGGAAUUAGUGACAUUCACGAAUCUGCAUGUUUACGAUCUCCGUCAGUGUGUUAAGAACCCCGCAAUUUUUUGUUGUGUCAUUUUUUUUGUUUAGCAGUUGUCACAUACAGAUGGAAAUCUUCAUCAGCGAUUCCCACUUGCUCUGAAAUAUCAUAGCAGUAGGUUUUUGUGCAUAAUAUGUUGAUUUAGGCGAAACACCAUGGUGGUUGGCAUGUUGCAUAUGAUAUUGUCAUUGAUCAUCUAUCCUUGAAUUCAUGAUAAUUUGGUCUUUUUCUUAUGCAUGAAUAUGAUUUUUGAUCC
This is a messenger RNA of Nicotiana tabacum (common tobacco), 2467 nucleotides long. The record is from RefSeq and is a predicted model, not a curated record. Lineage: Eukaryota; Viridiplantae; Streptophyta; Magnoliopsida; Solanales; Solanaceae.